AUGUCUAAAAGAUUAAGCGUUCAAAAAACAUUCAAUACACGAUCGAAGAGAAGAAGAUGUGAGGCCGGUGAUGUACCUUUGGUCAGUAAUUCAGAACCACCUCAAAACACUCUAGAAAAUGAUCGUCAAAAUCAACUUCUUAGAGAAGCCUUAUCAUUAUUAGGCGUAAAUUCACCACCAAACGCUUCAAAUACCACAUUCUUGGAUUUUUUCGAAGCUAAUAAAAGCAAAGCAGCAGCUAGUAAAUUACAGAAUGAUAGUCUUGAACUGGUUAACAGAAAUGCCAGUACAAAAUCACAAUUAGCAAUAUCAUCUAAUCUUCCAAUCUUUUCAACACUUGCAGUAUCACCAGCAAUUACCACAGACGAUGUUUUGACACCACUAUCAAUUUCUCUACCAACUUCGUCUGCAAAUGAAAGUUUGAGUAAUAAAUUCAAUACGCCACCAACUAAUUUCAUAGUAACACCAUUAGCCACUACAGAUGAAUUAGCUAAAGAAGAACUAAGAAAAGCCUUAAGUAAGUUAACAACAGCAAGCGACAUUUUGCCAGUCUCACCUCCAUCAGCUUCAACUGUCUUAUUACAAACAUCAAUCUCAGUCAAUGAGAUAAACCACAGGUCUGUUUAUAUUGCCCCCGUACUAAAAGAAUGGAUUUUAAGCGGAAAGUACGUUAACUUCGCGAGUUUGUUAGUACCAUGA
Molecule: messenger RNA, 699 nt
Organism: Didymodactylos carnosus
Lineage: Eukaryota; Metazoa; Rotifera; Eurotatoria; Philodinida; Philodinidae
Source: the annotation of a GenBank genome assembly